AUGCGACGCACAGCGCUUUGCCUGAGCUCUCUGGCCGUGGCCAGCGGAAAGGUCUACUUCUCCGAGACUUUCGGCGACGGCUGGGAGAGCCGAUGGACGCCCAGCGAGUGGAAGAAGAGCGACGGCACCCAGGGCACCUGGAAACUCUCUGCAGGAAAGUGGUUCGCCAACGAGGCUGAGGACAAGGGUGUGCAGACCGCGGAGGACUCCCGGUUCUUCGGCCUCUCCGCCGGCUUCGACUCCUUCAGCAACGCCGGCAAGGAGCUGAUCAUCCAGUACCAGGCGAAGUACGAGAAGGACAUCGAGUGCGGUGGUGGCUACGUCAAGGUCGGGCCAAAGCUCAGCGACCCCAAGACCUUCGGCGACCCCACUCCGUACAACAUCAUGUUCGGCCCGGACAAGUGCGGCUACACGAAGCGCACGCACCUGAUCUUCAGCUACAAGGGCAAGAACGUGCUGAAGAAGUCGGACCUGGCUUACAAGCAGGAGGGCGAGGGCACGUCGCACGUGUACAGGCUGAUCUUGAAGCCCGACAACACCGCGAAGGUGGAGAUCGACGGCGAGAACAUCUACGAGGGCUCCUUGAAGGAGGACUGGGAGCUCUUGGCGCCCAAGGAGAUCAAGGACCCCGAUGACAAGAAGCCUAGCGACUGGGUUGAUGACAGCAUGAUGGACGACCCGGAGGACAAGAAGCCGGACGGCUGGGUGGAGGAGAAGAAGAUCGUGGAUGCCAAGGCCACCAAGCCUGACGACUGGGAUGACGAGGAGGACGGCGAGUGGGAGGCACCCGUGAUCGACAACCCCGAGUACAAGGGCGAGUGGACCGUGAAGCGAAUCUCCAACCCUGCCUACAAGGGCUUCUGGGAGGCCAAGAAGAUCGCCAACCCUGAGUACGUCGAUGACGACAGCCUGUACAAGUACGAUGACUUCGGCUUCAUCGGCUUCGACUUGUGGCAGGUCAAGGGCAACACCAUCUUCGACAACGUCAUCAUCACCGACGAUGUCAAGGAAGCAGAUGCUUUCGUAGAGAAGUGGAAGGCCCUGAGCGAGGUUGAGAAGGCCAAGAAGAAGGAGGAGGAUGACAAGAAAGCCGAGGAGCAGAUGGACCCCCAGCGAGUGGAAGAAGAGCGAUGGUACCCAGGGUACCUGGAAGCUCUCCGCGGGCAAGUGGUAGACACCGUGCUGGAACUGAAGACGUUGGCCAACUCUGCUGAACCUGAGUCCCCAGUGUCCCAAUCUGCGCCUUGUCUUGUAGACAAGUCUGGAGUCCCUGGAAUGCCCGUCGGGGCCAGCAUUGGGAGGCGCUGGCGGCUGAACAGAAGUGAAGCGCAGAAAACACUCAACCGUGACGAAGAACUCUCGAUCGCACUGGCUUCGAGAGACCGUGAGCUGUACCUGGGUGUCUUGUCGUGUAGCUGGAAAGUCGAAGAGAGGUUCGGCAAUGAGGCGGAGGACAAGGGUGUGCAGACCGCGGAGGACUCCCGAUUCUUCGGCCUCUCCGCCGGCUUCGACUCCUUCAGCAACGCCGGCAAGGAGCUGAUCAUCCAGUACCAGGCGAAGUACGAGAAGGACAUCGAGUGCGGUGGCGGCUACGUCAAGGUCGGGCCAAAGCUCAGCGACCCCAAGACUUUCGGCGACCCCACUCCGUACAACAUCAUGUUCGGCCCGGACAAGUGCGGCUACACAAAGCGAACGCACCUGAUCUUCAGCUACAAGGGCAAGAACGUGCUGAAGAAGUCGGACCUGGCUUACAAGCAGGAGGGCGAGGGCACGUCGCAUGUGUACAGGCUGAUCUUGAAGCCCGACAACACCGCGAAGGUGGAGAUCGACGGCGAGAAGAUCUACGAGGGCUCCUUGAAGGAGGACUGGGAGCUCUUGGCGCCCAAGGAGAUCAAGGAUCCCGAUGACAAGAAGCCCAGCGACUGGGUUGAUGACAGCAUGAUGGACGACCCGGAGGACAAGAAGCCGGACGGCUGGGUGGAGGAGAAAAAGAUCGUGGAUGCCAAGGCCACCAAGCCUGACGACUGGGAUGACGAGGAGGACGGCGAGUGGGAGGCACCCGUGAUCGACAACCCCGAGUACAAGGGCGAGUGGACCGUGAAGCGAAUCUCCAACCCUGCCUACAAGGGCUUCUGGGAGGCCAAGAAGAUCGCCAACCCUGAGUACGUCGAUGACGACAGCCUGUACAAGUACGAUGACUUCGGCUUCAUCGGCUUCGACUUGUGGCAGGUCAAGGGCAACACCAUCUUCGACAACGUCAUCAUCACCGAUGAUGUGAAGGAGGCGGAUGCUUUCGUCGAGAAGUGGAAGGCUCUCAGUGAGGUCGAGAAGGCCAAGAAGAAGGAGGAGGACGACAAGAAAGCCGAGGAGGCGAAGGCAGCUACGGCCUCGAAAGACGAUGACGAUGACGACGAUGACAAAGAUGAUGAGGAGGAGUGA
Molecule: messenger RNA, 2439 nt
Organism: Symbiodinium sp. CCMP2592
Lineage: Eukaryota; Dinophyceae; Suessiales; Symbiodiniaceae
Source: the annotation of a GenBank genome assembly